Colletotrichum scovillei is the source of this 2116-nucleotide messenger RNA. RefSeq lists its product as uncharacterized. Gene Ontology annotation, cellular component: spliceosomal complex. Bases 148 to 1422 code for a protein of 424 amino acids. Gene Ontology annotation, molecular function: RNA binding. The transcript is spliced from 4 exons. NCBI's taxonomy places the organism in Eukaryota, Fungi, Ascomycota, Sordariomycetes, Glomerellales, Glomerellaceae. Gene Ontology annotation, biological process: regulation of mRNA splicing, via spliceosome; mRNA processing. The record is from RefSeq and is a predicted model, not a curated record.
CGACCCGAUGCAGCCCCGGCGACAGCUCUAAGUUCAACCCCAGCCAGCUCCCGAUCUCUUGCCAGACUGUCCUUGUAUCAACGUCACAGUUCCAUUUCUUCUUCCUCCAUCCUCUUACCACGUCCGCUCUUUGCCUCUCCGAUCAUCAUGGCGACCGGCGUCGACGCAAAGCUCCUAAAGUCCACCAAAUUCCCUGCGGAAUUCAAUCAAAAGGUUGACAUGCAAAAAGUCAACCUUCAGGUGAUGAAAAAGUGGAUAGCCAGCAAAAUUUCCGACAUCCUGGGAAGCGAAGAUGACGUUGUUAUCGAGCUUUGUUUCAAUCUGAUCGAAGGGCCCCGAUUUCCAGACAUCAAAGCUUUACAAAUACAACUUACGGGCUUCUUGGACAAGGACACGGCGCCAUUCUGCAGGGAACUAUGGAAAUUGUUCUUGAGUGCCCAAACAAGCCCUCAGGGUGUGCCCAAAGAACUUCUAGAGGCCAAGAAGCUAGAGCUGAUACAAGAAAAGAUGGAAGCCGAUCGCGCUGCAGACGAGGCACGACGCCGCCGAGGCGAUAUCGACAGGCGUCAACAAGAUGGCCCGGCACCGAGAGAUAGGGAUCGCGGUGAACGCGGACGCGGCCGCGGCGGCGGUGGAGACAUGUGGCGCGGUCGCAACAGUGACAGGGACUACGACCCAAGAGGUAGACACGGAGGACGGUUUGGUGGCAACAGGUCGCGCUCACCGGCUGCGAGGAACCGUGAUCAGAGGGACAGAGGCUCGUUCCGUGGGUCCACUAGAGACAGCUAUGUCCCAAGGAAUCGCGGUCUCGACAGCCGAGUAUCUGGCCGUCUUCGCAACGACACGCGCUCUCCGUCUCCGGCAUCCGCCACCUCACGGUCGCGCAGCCCCGAUCGCAAGCGGGACUCUAGCCGUGGCUCGCCCCCGGCCCCUGCCCGACGAACUCGUCGAGAACGCAGCGUAUCCAGCCCCAGGCCUACGAGAAAUCGAUCGGCGUCGCCGAGAAGGAGCCAGGGGAAGUAUCGCGAAUCACGAAGGAAAAGGAGAUCUUCACGAAGCCCUUCGACGCCCUCAACAUCGCCUGAUAAGCGGGCGGCUGCAAAGCGCCGUAGAUACUCCUCAUCACGGAGUCGUUCGCCAGGUCGUGAGAGACGAUCCCGCAGUAGAAGCUCGAACUUAGCAUCAUCUCGAAGUCCUAGAUCACGCAGCCGUAGCUCUACGCGUCGAACCUCUCGGGGACGUGCAAGUCCGAGAUCUCGAAGCAGUCCCCGACAUCGCCACGAUAGUAGCGUCUCUCGCUCUUCGGAUCCCAGCGGUCGAGGAGCAACAGCCGAUAAUAUCAACGAGACUGAUCGCGAGAGCAGGAGAGGCCAAGGAGAGGGAGAGGGUGAGGCAAAAGGAAGCAGAAGACGCAAUUCAUAGCCUCGCCGCAUGGAGAUCGGCUGAUGACUAUAAGAGGCGACUUCCAAACUUUGCACAACUUUAACCAGGCCGAUUCCUGCGUCACAAGACGAUAGGUGGGUGGCGAUGCUUGGAACGGCAUCCGACAACUCAAACAGGUCUGGCUAAUCUGAUACUGGCACUAUGCAGAUGCAUCGUUGCCAGGUCUUCCAGCAGCAUUGGUGAAGGCAAAAGAUCACGGGAGAAUGGUGAAAAAUUAGAGACGCUAAGCUCGCAUUUCGCCUCAUUUACAACCGGCUCAGGCUAAUCGUCUAAGAAGUUUUGCUGCAUACCUUACACAAACAUACGAACUCGCUGGUCAAUUGGGUGGAGGGCCCAAGGCGAAGCCAUUCGCUUAAUUUGGUACGUUAACUGUAUCUUCUCGAGUCCCAUAGACAUAAGGCACCUGAGGGAUUCUGCCUACCUCUUCCGUGACAGCUGUUUAUACAGUUCGGUCUCUACUAUCUUGCAUUUCUUUUUGCCCAACAAAGUACCAAGAAUGGCACGACACAGCCAUGGUUCUAAUUCGUCAUUCCGUUUUCUACCAUCACCGUUGCUAUUUGAUCCAAAGUCAAGUACGGCCUUGGAGAAGGGAGGGAAAUACCAGACUCAAGUCGGCAAUGACCACGAAUUCGUAAGCUAGAUAGCCAUGAUCAUUUCAAUUAAACUGGUCCAC